CAAAAUAUUUAUAAAUCACUAUUUUCUCAAACCAAUAUAUAUUAUAUCAGAAAAAUAAAUACCCUCUUCUCUCCCCCCAAAAUCAAAACCCUAACAACAUUCGAAGCUCUCACGGCAACGCCAUCGAUCCCCAUUUCCCCUCCAAUCAGAGAAGAACAGAAUGAGCAGACGUUCGAGCAGAACCGUCUAUGUUGGGAAUCUUCCCGGCGAUAUCCGUGAAAGAGAAGUUGAAGAUUUGUUUAUGAAGUAUGGACACAUAACUCACAUUGACCUAAAGGUUCCGCCAAGGCCCCCUGGCUAUGCAUUUGUAGAGUUUGAUGAUGCUCAAGAUGCUGAGGAUGCAAUUCGCGGGCGUGAUGGUUAUGAUUUUGACGGGCACCGAUUACGGGUGGAGGCUGCUCAUGGUGGCCGUGGUACUGGUAAUUCAUCUUCAAGAGAUCGACAUAGUAGUCAAAGCAAUGGCAGGGGUGGACGUGGAGUAUCCAGGCGCUCUGAAUAUCGGGUUCUAGUCAGUGGAUUGCCAUCUUCUGCAUCCUGGCAGGAUCUCAAGGAUCACAUGCGAAAAGCAGGGGAUGUUUGCUUUUCCCAAGUUUUUCAUGAUGGAAGGGGUACUACUGGAAUUGUGGAUUACACAAACUACGAUGACAUGAAAUAUGCUAUCAAAAAGCUUGAUGACUCUGAGUUCCGGAAUGCAUUUUCCAAGUCUUAUGUUCGCGUGAGGGAAUAUGAUUCAAGACGGGACUCUAGAAGUCCUAGUCGUGGCCCAUCUCAUUCUAGAGGAAGAAGCUACAGCCGUAGCCGCAGCCGUAGCCGCAGUCGCAGUGACAGUCCUGUGCGGAGCCCAAGCAAAUCUCCAAAGGGUAAAUCCUCCCAACGAUCACCUGCUAAAUCUCCCGCCAGAUCGGUUUCUCGUUCUCGCUCAAGAUCUAGGUCCCGUUCUUUAUCAGGAUCACGGUCAAGGUCAAGGUCUCCAUUACCUCUGCGUAACAAAAGCCCCAUAAAGCGCAGUGCUAGCAGGAGUCCAAGUAGGAGCAAGAGUCCAAGUAGGAGCAGAAGCAAAAGUUUAUCCAGGUAAGCUCUAAUUGUUACAAUUGAAGAAGUGGAUGAGGGCGAGUGUUACAAAGUUUUUUCUAGUUAAAUUUGACGUUGGCUGGGUUGAAGUUGUGGAACUUUAAAUUCCUAUGAACUGUACUCGAGACCUGUGCCUUUUGGCACCUUAGGCUAUUGAGGAAAUUGAUGGAACUUAAUUUUAUAUGGUAGUAUAGUAAACUGCUGAAUGUCAAACUUACUAUUUAGUUCCUUGUUUGGAUUUAUUUUGUAAUUUGUAUUGGCUAUAUUAACAUUAUUUAUAAAUGUGUGGCGAUACAUUUGCCCAA
Molecule: messenger RNA, 1376 nt
Organism: Vicia villosa (hairy vetch)
Lineage: Eukaryota; Viridiplantae; Streptophyta; Magnoliopsida; Fabales; Fabaceae
Product: serine/arginine-rich-splicing factor SR34-like
Exons: 14
Coding region: 161-1075 (304 amino acids)
Cellular component (GO): ribonucleoprotein complex; cytoplasm; nucleus
Molecular function (GO): mRNA binding
Source: RefSeq, a predicted model, not a curated record